Molecule: messenger RNA, 810 nt
Organism: Macadamia integrifolia
Lineage: Eukaryota; Viridiplantae; Streptophyta; Magnoliopsida; Proteales; Proteaceae
Product: universal stress protein PHOS32-like
Exons: 5
Coding region: 101-592 (163 amino acids)
Source: RefSeq, a predicted model, not a curated record
AGUCUGGUGUCGUGUUACUGCGCUUUUUCUUCUCUUUAUUAAAAUAUCCAUCUCUGGUUCUGUUCUUCCAUAGUUCCAUCAUAGAGAGAGAGAAAGAGAGAUGGAAGGAGAGAGAAGGGUGGGAGUGGCCGUGGAUUUCUCUCCCUGCAGCAAGAAAGCCCUAACAUGGGCAGUGGAGAACAUUGUCCGUGACGGAGAUCAGUUGAUCCUCAUAAACGUUCAGCCCGGAGGAUAUUUCGAGGGGACUGAGAUUCAGCUUUGGGAAGCCACUGGUUCCCCCUUGAUCCCUCUUACUGAAUUUUCUGAUCCUGCGAUAAUGAAGAAAUAUGGAAUGAGGCCUGAUGCAGAGAUCUUGGAUAUACUCAACACUGUGGCCAGGCAGAAAGAGAUUGUGGUUGUUACUAAGAUAUUUUGGGGAGACCCUCGUGAGAAGAUAUGUGAAGCCAUUGAAAAAAUUCCUCUUAGCUGCCUCAUCAUAGGAAAUAGAGGGCUUGGCAAGAUCAAGAGGGUUCUGUUGGGUAGUGUUAGCAACUAUGUGGUGAACAGUGCUGUGUGUCCUGUUACUGUUGUGAAGACUAAUCAUGAAGACUAAUCCUUCAUAUCUUGCAAAAAUGAGAUUUGUGUUCUAGACUUUGAUGAAACCUGAUUUAGUUUCAUGGUAGAUUUCCUAAUUCAUAUGCAUAUGGUUCUACCAUGGAAUCGUCUUAAUUAAUUCCGAAUGUUUUAUCUCUUUUCUUAGUGUGAUGAUCCUUCUGUUGCUCUUAAUCAUCUUAAUAUACAUAAGAACUUAUUGGUGGUUUUGUUUUCUCA